CUGGCCGUGGCGCCCAAGGCCAUUGACCCCACGCUCGACGCUCUGUUCGCAUCCAGUGCUGGACCCGUGACGGCUCCCUCAAAACCCCGGCUGGGAGCGCCGCCGAAAAGUAAGAGCGCCAGCACCGGCAAAUCAAGCAAAGAAGACGAGGACGAGGACGAGGGCGACGACGAGGUGCUUUCCGAGAUCAGCGAGGAGCUGGACUAUGGCGAUGACGAUGACGAUGAAGAGGAAGAAUCAGACGACAAUGCUGCGGAUGAGCAAGAGGAUGCCGCAAGCGCUCAUGGCAGCGACAACGAAGAUGCCAUGUCAGUAACACUGGAGGCGGUCGCCACAGAAGAGCAAGCCAAGACCAAGCGUGACAGGAAACGCAAGAGAAAGCACGACAACGACGACCUGGAAGAGAAGUAUCUCGCCAAACUCGCGGAUGACGAUGAGCCCGAACCGUCUGGCAAGCGCCUGAAAGGAGACAAAGAAGACGCCGAAGAGGAUGCCGAGAAGGACAGCGACGACGAGCGACCCGUGCACGAGUCUCUCACGCAAGAGAGCAAGCAGUCCGAGAUGGAAAAGGCUGCGCGGACCGUGUUCCUGGGUAACGUUGCCACGGAGGCCAUUUCAUCCAAGUCGGCCAAGAAGGAGCUCAUGAGGCAUCUCUCCUCAGUCCUCGACAAGGACGCCUCGCCCCCACAGAAGAUCGAGUCCCUGCGUUUCCGCUCCGUUGCUUUCUCUACCGGCUCCAUGCCCAAGCGAGCAGCUUACAUCACCAAGUCCUUGAUGGAUGCCACGACCAAGUCCACAAACGCAUACGCCGUCUUUUCAACCCCUGCCGCAGUCCGAAAGGUGGUCUCGGAGCUCAACGGAACCGAAGUCCUGGGUCGUCACAUUCGCGUAGACAGUGUGGCACACCCAAGCCCCAUGAACCACCGCUGCUGUGUCUUUGUCGGAAACCUUGGCUUUGUCGACGACGAAACCGUCAUCAGCCAAAAGGCCGGUGGAGAGACUGUUGAAAAGAAGCGCAACAAGGUGCCUUCCGACAUCGAAGAGGGCCUCUGGCGCACCUUUGGGACCCAAGGCAAGGUUGAGAACGUCCGUGUUGUUCGAGACUCAAAGACUCGAGUGGGCAAGGGUUUCGCAUAUGUGCAGUUUUAUGACGCCAAUGAUGUCGAGGCCGCUCUCCUUCUCAACGGCAAAAAGUUUCCCCCCAUGCUCCCCCGUCCGCUGCGUGUCACGAGAGCAAAGGACCCGCGCAAGACGGCCCAGGCAGUCGAGCGGGCCAGGGCCAAGACAGAUGUCGCCGACGGCGCCACCAACCGCAGCACAAAGUACAAGCCCAAGGCCACGCCAGAGGAGCAGGCGGCCGCCGGGCGAACCCGCAAGCUGCUGGGCCGGUCCGCGGCCGCGAAGCAGCGUCACGGCCGCAAGAGGUCCUUCUCGGCGUCUGCAAAGGACGGUGAGGCGGCGUCGGCGGCGGACGGCAUCAAGAGCCCGGAGCGUAUCAUCUUUGAGGGGCGGCGAGCCUCGUCCAGGGACGGGCUUCCCAAGGACCUCAAGAUUGGCAAGAAAAAUAAGAAGAAGGCGGGCAGGCCAAUGAGACCGCAGAACAGAAGCGCUAAAAGGGCAGCGGCGUGGAAG
Molecule: messenger RNA, 1632 nt
Organism: Trichoderma citrinoviride
Lineage: Eukaryota; Fungi; Ascomycota; Sordariomycetes; Hypocreales; Hypocreaceae
Exons: 3
Molecular function (GO): RNA binding
Source: RefSeq, a predicted model, not a curated record